This is a messenger RNA of Colletotrichum abscissum, 2931 nucleotides long. RefSeq lists its product as uncharacterized. Gene Ontology annotation, molecular function: transmembrane transporter activity. The coding region runs from base 1 to 2931 and encodes 976 amino acids. Gene Ontology annotation, biological process: transmembrane transport. The transcript has a single exon. NCBI's taxonomy places the organism in Eukaryota, Fungi, Ascomycota, Sordariomycetes, Glomerellales, Glomerellaceae. The record is from RefSeq and is a predicted model, not a curated record.
AUGUCAGGCUCGCCUCAAGAGUCCGGCCAGACGAGCUCCGGCUCCAGCAACACACCGCCGAAUCCUUUCGAGAAUCCAGCACAGGAACAGCCCAAGCUUCGAACUCCGCCAUUGCUUCACCCUUCGUCGGCAACACCGCAGGCUCGAAAAGAGAAGAAGGAGAAGAAGAAGGUUGGCUUCCAUGCCGACAGCCCUCAGCCUAGCCAGACACCCCUGGUAGACAAUCGGCCACCAAGCAUCGUGAUUGACGAUGACUACUUCGCGCAGUCAAUGUCCCCCGAAGUUAACCCCUUUGAUACACCUGGACGCAUUGCUACUCCAAGACGAGACAACGACGCAACCCCAGCGGGAGCUCCAGAUGCCGGUGAGCUACGUCGUGCUUUAACUCAGGUCUUGAUUUCGGAGAACCAGGAGAACAAUCCUUCCGAGACACCUGCCCGGCCCCGGCCCGUGCUCCGCCGUAACACCAGCUACGAUGCACCCGAGGAAAGACAGAAAGCCGACCUCGCUGAGCAAACUGCCGGCGAGCGGCAGCAGCGUUCGGGUUUGGAGGCCCGCCAGCGUGCCAAUCGCUUGGCUGUAAGUGUCGAGAACUACUCCUCACCCCCUUCUCGUCGCAACUCCAUCGACGGAUACAACCCAUUUAGCGAUGAUGAGGAAACCGACCAGGUCACCGGCUUGAGCUCGGCGGUUGAUGGGUCGGAUGAGCGACGAAAGGUCCGGUCCCGUCCCAGAAAGAACUCACACUUGGAUGCCGAGAAUCUCGUCCGAUCUCACACCAGACGAGCCAAGAAGGGUGGCCGAGGACCGAAUGACUACUUCAAGUACGAGGCGCCUGCAGGUGCCCGAUCUGGCACCGCCACGCCCACUUUGGAGCAGUCUUACGCUCACGACUAUGUUCCGCCCCCGAAGCAGUAUCACGGAGGCAUUCUAUCAUCGCUCCUCAAGCUCUACAACGAGAAUGGCAGCGGCGGUAGCAGUGGUCGAAACACGCCGGGUUCCAACACACCAGCUACAGCUACGCCCAAUCACUCGCCUCCGGGCUCUAUGCCAGCCUCCGCUGCGCCCUCAACCCCUGGAUCACCUCGGCCUUCUCGCCCCAACAGUGGCUUGUUCAACUACCACAAGAAGCAAGGCUCUCGUUCCUCCAUGGCUCUAGCUGAGCUUAUGAAGUCGUCGUCCGCCAUGGCAGGGCCGGCUUCGAGUGUGUUUAGCCAGGGCUUCACCGAGAAGCUCAAGACCGAGCCCCCAUCACGGCCGAAGAGGAAGAAGUCUGGAGUCUGGGGCGGAUCUUCACCAAAGUCAUCAAAGUCUGAAGACAAGCACCGCAUUACUAAGCACAUUGCUCAGAUCUUGUCGAGGCAUAAGUAUCUCGUCAAGCUGUGCAGGGCGCUGAUGAUGUACGGAGCUCCAACCCACAGACUGGAGGAGUACAUGAAGAUGUCGGCACGAGUCCUGGAGAUCGAGGGUCAGUUCCUCUACAUUCCCGGCUGUAUGAUUAUCAGUUUCGACGACAGCGCGACCCACACCACCGAGGUCAAGAUCGUCCGCUCGGCACACGGUGUCGAUCUGGGCAAGCUGCGCGACGUGCAUGACAUCUAUAAGCAGGUUGUCCACGAUUUGAUCAGCGCCGAUGAGGCUACCAUCAUGUUGGAGAGCAUUACAGCUCGCAAGCUCAAGUUCGGCAAUUGGAUGCGCGUGCCCGUCUAUGGCCUCGCCAGUGUGUGUGUCGCCCCCUUCGCCUUUCAGGGACGCUUCAUCGACUUGCCCAUCGCUUUCAUUCUUGGUUGCAUCCUGGGCUGGAUGCAAUUGAUCCUUGCCCCGAGCAACGAGCUGUAUGCGAACGUCUUUGAAAUCACCGCCUCCAUCGUCACCUCCUUCUUGGCCCGCGCCUUCGGCUCCAUCAACAACGGCGAAUUAUUUUGCUUCUCCGCACUGGCGCAGAGCUCCAUUGCCCUCAUUCUUCCAGGUUACAUGGUCCUCUGUAGCAGUUUGGAGUUGCAAAGCCACAACUUGGUCGCCGGCAGUGUUCGCAUGGUUUAUGCAAUGAUCUACACGCUCUUCCUCGGAUACGGAACUACGAUUGGCACUGCGCUCUACGGCAUGAUCGACCGCCACGCAGAGUCGAGAACGACCUGCACCAACCCGCUUAAUAAGAAUUGGUACCUGUUGUUUGUGCCGGGCUUCACCCUCUGCCUCUGUAUUAUCAAUCAGGCCAAGUGGAAGCAGACGCCUGUCAUGAUCACCAUCUCACUCGCCGGCUUCCUCGUUAACAGCUACUCGUCCGACUUCUUUGUCGGCAACGCUCAGAUCUCGAACAUGCUUGGCGCCCUUACCGUGGGGUUGCUAGCUAACCUCUACUCCCGCCUUGGCCGCCAUGCUCACAACUAUUUCCUUGACUUCCUCGACUGGUGGGAUCUUCGCAUGGCCCCGCGCUUCGUUAGCGCUAGCCGCCGUCGCAACGAGCGUCCUCGUCCGGAAAUGUACCAAAUGUCUGGCCAAACCGCCGGAGCUGCCGGUCCCACUGGCGUCCAUACCCCCGGAGAGAACACUCCCGAAGGAUCGGCGCCAGCAACACCCACCACCGCGGCCUUCUCUGAGAAGGACAAGGCCCAAGGUGUCGUCCCGGAGCGGAAGCGCACCGUCGGAUAUGGACUCGCCGCCGCCGCUAUGCUUCCAGCUAUAUUUGUGCAGGUCCCUAGUGGUCUCGCGGCUGGCGGGUCAUUGUUGGCAGGUGUCACGUCGGCUGAUCAGAUCACGAACAAUAACGGUACUUCGACAUCAACCGACAGUUCAGACCUUAACAACUCGGCCUUUGCGGUUCUUCUUAGCGUUAUUCAGGUCGCUAUUGGCAUCACCGUUGGGUUAUUUAUGAGCGCCCUCAUGGUUUACCCUCUGGGUAAGAGAAGAAGUGGCCUACUCAGCUUCUAG